Messenger RNA from Marchantia polymorpha subsp. ruderalis, 2841 nucleotides. The record is from the annotation of a GenBank genome assembly. NCBI's taxonomy places the organism in Eukaryota, Viridiplantae, Streptophyta, Marchantiopsida, Marchantiales, Marchantiaceae.
ACCUCCUCCUCAUUAUCACCACUAUCUGGAUUUGUAUGCUACUAGUCCUUACAUCCACCGUUUACUGCUCCGGCAAUGUCUGCCUUCGACGUUGCCUAGGCCUUAAGAGUGUAGUGGACUCAAGGAACAUUGUCUGUGGAACUCACACCUGAUCUUCUGAUGGCGCCCAGCAAGCUAGUCGCACAUAAGAACUGCAAUGCAGAUGGCAGCGAAGGCUUGGUUCUAGAAGUUCGGAUAACCUAACAUUAUCUGGAAUGAAGUCAAACUGCUGGACAUUCAUUCAGAAAGUGGAGUUCGACAGUGCGAGGUUUCAGUCACCAAACUUCGGACUAUCCACUGUUGUAGUAUGGUGAGCGCAAAGCAGCAGACAAAGCUUUUGGGUGUGGCUAGAGGAGUUCACUAACAGCGAAUCUUUGGCCUCACUGGGCUGGGCAUGCAGUUGAACCACCAGAGCACUAUCACGAGAGUGCAUCUUCUUCUACUCGACGAGUGCCACAGUGCUGCUCCUCUGUGUGUGUGUGUGUGUGUCUCGGACCCAUUCAAGAUAACACGAGUCAGGACCCAGCUCGUUUACGAGCCCCAGAUGCAGGAGAGACACAGUAAAAAAGUUACUCAAAGGUGUCUGCCGUCUGGUAAAGUUCUGGACCAAUUAUCGUUAAUAUUAGAAAGCAUAGGCCUGCCAGCUAGAAAGGUGAUGAGCAUGACAGUUGGUGGUGUCGAGGAAGAUUAAAGGAUCCGAAGAGGCAGCAGCUCGAGAUAGACUUUUUCGGUGGGCACUCAUGAGGAGCACGUCCUUUAGACUUCGGCCUCUACUGCCAUCACCCGGAAACAACAAAGGAGAGGGUGAAGGCGGAGAGCAUGGUCGCUCUUGCAUCCGAGGAUGUGUCUCAAAUAGAUUUUCACCAUGUAUUGCAGUGAGUCCUCGAUGUCGCGACAUGAUUCCUUGUUGCUAUAUGCAUAAAUGUGGUGAAAUCUUGUCUCCUCUCGGCGUUCUCGCCGAGCUUGCAUCAUUCCCCAAACUGCGAUAAGCUGAAAUAAAGUCGAUCCAGGGAUAUCAUUUGUGAAGGUCGUUUGAUCGAGGACAGCUUCAUGACUGGGCUCGAAUAGGCUCACCACCGUCUGGGUAUAUGCACUCUCGCUGACAGGAAGAGGGCACGAAUCAGGCGAUUAAGAUGUGACUCGGAGAAAAUUGCAGCAGAAUUCUAUGCAAUAAAUAGCUCAAAAUUCUUCAUGAUCACGUGGCUGGCCCGUAUCCGUCAUGAUAAGAGUCUUGCGGCAUGAACUGGACCAUCUCGGAGAGGAAUCAGAAAGUGGUGCCUGUGAUACACAGCGCAAGCAACGAUUCUGCUCCGCUCUCUGCAUGACAAAACUCGAGGGAAAGCUGCAGUGACAUACCAAGUGGCAUCUAGAGCGAAAUGUUUUUGUAGUUUUGCAGCUUUUGUCACUGGCCAGUGGACGCCAACUCGGACACGUUACGGAUAGAUAUUUCAAAGCUGGAGGUGCCCGCUUUCGGAAAUGAAAAACAAAGAAUGGUCGUCUGGUCUCAUCUCAUCCCAUCAUGAGCAGUUGAAGUCUGAACAGCAUUUCCAAGAAAAUCUUCCAGUCUUUGCGGCCAGAAGUCAAAGUUGCGACACGGAAAACAGUUUUCCAUCCAAAGGUACCAUCGAAUGAAUGUCCCAUAAAUGGAGGGAAAACAUCCUCGUGGCUUGAAGGUUCCUACAUAUGUAGAUUCCGAAUUCAAUUAUGGAGGUCCAGCAAGAGCUGGGAAGGCCGGCAGCCACCACUCCCCAUUCCCAAGUGCCAGCCAAGACCAGUGUUGUGAUUGUAGAAGAGGAGAAACACUCUCACAUCCGAGACAGAAAUGCUUAAUCUAAGUCUCUCGAGGCUGUUCAUUGCUCCAUCAUGAGGCUGGGAUUGUUGUACUCGUGCGCACAACUUCCUUACUCAGCUGUUCUGCAUAUUUCAUGCAUACACCGGAGGUCGUCUCUUUCAGUCUGGAAUCCUCACUCGACAUCCAUCACAAAAGGGGUUUCCUAGAAUCAGACGGUGGCCAUUGCAAGUUCACUCAGGUCUUAAAAACGUGCUGAAAUGUUGACACCCAGAAGCCAAAGAAGAGGGAGGCCGCUUGAAAAAGUCACCAACUUUGAGACAUCCCAUAGACAUACAGUUCAAGUUCACAUUUAUAGUUCACAAUCUUUCUCAUUCGAGCUCAAAGUGGUGGAUAACUUGUCAAAUGCCCCUAUAGAUGAUCAGUAGGGUUGAGGGGUAGACACUAGUCUCAUCAUUUUGGCGACGGCUCGAUUUACCAGGUGCGAACGACAAGGUCUCCAUCCGCACCUUGUGCACCAUAAUGGUGGAUGUCAUACAGCUGGCCAAUGAUGCAUCUGGGAAGGUUGGAUCUUGGACAACUCCAGGACGAGGUCCGACGAAGUUCAUUGCGGCAUUUCAGGUUGCACUUCUUCAGGCUGGCUCUCAGGAGACGCAGGCUCAGACCCGAUGCAUCACCGACCGAGCAUAUCACAGCUUCAUUGUCUAUAGGCCAGUUGAUACGACGAGUAGAUGACACUCAGAGGUUUCAUACAUUCGGUGCUUUUGGAGAUCGAAGUCAUGUCGAGUCUCAUUAUUGGAAUCAUGAAACAUAUUUUAUGCUCGUCAUGAUUCAACGACGUGUUGAUCUCCGUAUGAAAGGAUUUUCUUUAUUCCCUUCAUUGAAUGAGAACAUUAAUGAAAAUGACAACUGAAUCCCUCGGUCCAGAUCGACUCGCACAGGCCGCAAGGAAAAGUGAUCGAGCAUUGUUGGUAGUACUCGCAUUCAUCCUUUAUUUGGACAUGAGUUUUGGU